This is a messenger RNA of Verticillium dahliae VdLs.17, 1707 nucleotides long. RefSeq lists its product as uncharacterized. The transcript is spliced from 3 exons. Lineage: Eukaryota; Fungi; Ascomycota; Sordariomycetes; Glomerellales; Plectosphaerellaceae. The record is from RefSeq and is a predicted model, not a curated record. The coding region runs from base 1 to 1707 and encodes 568 amino acids.
AUGGAUCUCUCCAACGCAGCCUCGUCCUGGAUCGGAACGAUUGCGACCGCCAUAGGGCUGGGAUCGCUCAUUGCCCAGGGAAACGUGAUUCAGGAACGGAUUGAUCCCUAUUCUCCCUUUCGGGGCACGGCGGUCUUGGGUACAUGGACAAGUCGCCAAGCGUCGAAAGCGUGGUACAGCCUCCGGCCUCCUAUCCUCGUUGGCCCUGUCAUCACAGCAACUCUCGCGCAAGGCUUUUGCGGUCGGCAAUCCGUCUUUUUGUCCCGUAGGCCCGGUCCUUCGCAUGGCACCGCGUCUUGGGCUGUCGUGAUGGGCAUCUUUCACCCGCAAGCGGUGGAGCACCGUUUCGAAAUAAGCCCCAUCGCAACCCUGUUACCGGUCGCCAAACGAUCCCAAGGUCCUGAAGACGGCACGCGUCGCCAGGUUUCCGGCCAAGACGGACGGAGCGAUGUGGUGGGCACAUCCAAAGUCGCGAGCACCUGGUCAAACACCCCCACGCAACGCCUCACACUCCAUCGGUCUGCGGCCUGUGCCGCAAUCUCGCGAACGACGCUCAUCGUUAUGCUCGCAAUGACAAAUGCCCGCGAGGGCUUCCGCCAUGUCGGCGCAGCAGGCUACCGGGCCUCUUAUCCGUCGUAUGGAGGGUUGUGGACGAUCGAGUGGCCCAUUGGCGACCUGGCCAUCGUCAGGCUGUCCCCCCACGAUAUCCUGGCCGCGCCAGGGUCGGACCCCUAUCCGCCCCUGCUACACGUGCGAGUAGACUGCUGCGUAGAAAUGAUGGCAGGAAUCCUCAAGAACCGAAAAGGCCUCUGCGUAGCCUUUCCCGGCCGCAAAAGCUCAAGCGCGGUGCUUCGCUUUCAGAAGAACGGAUAUGCAGGCGCGCAUGGCAGCCGCCACUUGUACAACAUGGCAGGCGGGGUCGUGUAUCCAGUCGACCUGCUCGCUCGGAUAGACACGCCAUAUCCGUUCCCGACAACCGAGUCCGAGGGCACUGUCCACAUUGAAGUCCCCAGCCUAGAGCAGGGCAGAUCUGUGUGGAUGUCGAUACCGCCGCUGGAGAGGGGUAUCCUGGUGCAGGCCAUGGACUCGAUCCCCUGGAACACACUGUCGUGGUCCCUGCACCGUGGCAUGCGGGAUAUCAUUCUCGGCUUCGGAAAGCCGUGUAUGGAUUUGCAUCGGGCCCAGCUGGCCGACAUGCUUCGACAGACGGUGAAGGAGGAAAGCAAGACACUCGUGGCGCGAGGAUGGGCAUCUGACAUGGUUCUACAUCACAUGCCUGAUGUUGUUCAUUCGACAGUUAUGGCCGGGCGCGGCGACAGUGGUGAUGCCGUUCGAGCCGUCGUCGAUACGGCCUACCUUCUUGUUCAUGCAGCCUGCAACCUUGAUGAAACACAUUUCUGGCGAGAUGCCGAUACCGCGAGCUCUCUCGCUGAUGGGGCGCAAGAAUGGGCUGUGCUUCCACUCUCUACGGAUACAAUCGUUGCCCUGACUAAGUUUAUGGUUAUUGAAUGGAGUCAAGAGAUGGACUAUCAGAUGCUCGACUAUCAGUAUCGACGGUGUACGCUUUGGGUUCACAAGUUCAUCAUCCUUUUGAACACGAGAACGACCUCAGGUACAACGGCAGUCGAGCCGGCGGCUCUUGGCUUCAAAGUACCUCGGACCGUUCGUGAUCAGAGAGAUGGUCAGUCACAAGGGUCAACCGAGUAA